This is a messenger RNA of Salvia hispanica, 1097 nucleotides long. RefSeq names its product putative transcription factor KAN4. The record is from RefSeq and is a predicted model, not a curated record. Gene Ontology annotation, molecular function: transcription cis-regulatory region binding. NCBI's taxonomy places the organism in Eukaryota, Viridiplantae, Streptophyta, Magnoliopsida, Lamiales, Lamiaceae. Gene Ontology annotation, biological process: abaxial cell fate specification; regulation of DNA-templated transcription. Gene Ontology annotation, cellular component: nucleus.
CAAAACAUGCAAAUGAUAAGGUACUCAUGAUAUAUAAUCACACUACUUUUGGGCUCUCUAAUCCAUUUCCCUCUUCCCAAAGUGUAACCUUUCCAAUAAAAAGUCUUCCCAUUUCAACGUCCCAUGUAUUCCACCUCAACCAACGCUUCGGCCGCUCCCGAUCUCUCCUUACAUAUCAGUCCACCGACGAGCUCGACUGCAGAUUCCGGCGGCAGCGAUUUGAGCCACGAAAAUGUAAUCUUCCCCACCAAUCAAGUCGUUGAACCCGAACCCACUCUGCGGCUAGGGUUGGAUCCAGAACGUCAACAUCGCCACUGUCUUCAGCAUCAUCGGCCUCCGAUAAUGCACGGAGGAAGAGAGUUCAAGAGAUCAUCCACAAGGAAAAAUGUCCGUGCACCGCGAAUGAGAUGGACCUCCACUCUCCACGCCCAUUUCGUGCACGCCGUUGAGCUUCUUGGCGGCCAUGAACGAGCAACUCCUAAAUCUGUUCUGGAGUUGAUGAAUGUGAAGGAUCUAACCCUAGCUCACGUGAAGAGCCACUUGCAGAUGUACAGAACAGUGAAGAGCACUGACAAAGGAACAGAAAUUGGACUGAAACUGCAUACGACAAGAAUGGAAGAUGUGGAUCAGUGCAGUGUGAUUGCACCACCACCAUUUUGCCUAUCAUCAUUACAUAACAACACUACUUUCCAACACACUCACAGACGGCCAUUAUCUAUAGACGAUAUUGUAGUGCGACCCUCGAGCCAAGUUGACCCUCAAAAAAAUUAUCUACAAGGACUUGAUGUAUCUAAGGAAUAUGAUGUAGGGGCCGUGAGAAAAACUUCUUCUGAUGAUGUGUUGGUGGAUUUAGAAUUUAAGCUUGGAAGAUCAAUCUGGCAAAUGGACCACUCUGAAUGCUCCCUACUUAGAUGUUAAUUAUUUUAAUUUCAAUAGAUUAUUAGUAAUAUUCUUCCUUGCGUUGAAUCAUAGACAAGACAAAGUACUUAUGUACCAAGGAUUUUCUUGCUAACUUUUGAUAAUGACUAUCAAAAGGUACAUGCUAAUGCAUGUAAAACUUAUUCUAAUUAAUUAACUUUGCUAAGUUUAUUUUUUUA